Messenger RNA from Mytilus trossulus (common blue mussel), 3684 nucleotides. RefSeq lists its product as uncharacterized. The record is from RefSeq and is a predicted model, not a curated record. Gene Ontology annotation, molecular function: copper ion binding; dopamine beta-monooxygenase activity. The coding region runs from base 149 to 3649 and encodes 1166 amino acids. The transcript has 22 exons. Gene Ontology annotation, cellular component: secretory granule membrane. Lineage: Eukaryota; Metazoa; Mollusca; Bivalvia; Mytilida; Mytilidae. Gene Ontology annotation, biological process: dopamine catabolic process; norepinephrine biosynthetic process; octopamine biosynthetic process.
CAAUCGGUCUCAAAAUUCCUUGUCGAUAAACCUAGAACGUAACCUUAAACAAUCAGAAUAACCGUGUGAUGAAUGUGUGUGUCAGUUAGUCACCAUAACCCCUUAUAAACAUCAGAUAUCUUUUGAAAUUUACCUCUUCUGUAACGAGAUGAUAUGCAAGGUGUCCUAUCUAUUGUUUCUGUUAGUUGCAAAAUGUUUCGGAAAACCUAGUCCAGAGGAUAAUGUUCCGGCAACAACAGAACCAACUCCUACCGAGAAUUUUGGUAACGUAUGGAAGUUAGAUGUAGAAGGAAACUACUGGUUGUUUUGGAAAACGAAUGAAACAAACAUUAUAUUCGAGACACACGUUAAGACUAAAGGAUAUGUUGGUUUUGGACUUUCGUCUAAUGGUAAAAUGUUUCCCUCAGAUGUUGUCAUCGGAUGGAUUGACAGCAAUGGCACAGCACACUUUAAGGAUUGUCACACAGAAGGACAUUAUGCACCGAUUGUCGAUACUAGUCAAGACUGGUUUUUGUUACUCGGCAAAGAGGAUAAUUUUGGAACAGUUCUUAAGUUUACUAGAAAGUUGGAUACAUGUGAUGAUAACGACUAUCUUAUAACGGAAAGUACUGUCAAAGUAAUCUAUUCAUACCAUCCUGAUGAUCCUGCUUCGUUUAAUUCCCUACCUUGGCAUGGUGCAGAAAGACGAGGGGCCAAAAGUUUGAUGUUACUGUCAUCUGUAAAAGCAAAUGAAUACGUUCCACCCUCUGAUGCAGAGCAGUUUGAUAUGCUUCAUCAUAAUUUUCAUGUACCAGCAAAGGAAACGACUUAUCAAUGUAGAGUUUUUAAAGUUCCGCACAAACCCCAGAAGUAUCAUAUGAUCAGGUAUGAACCCGUAAUAUCUCCCGGUAAUGAAGCAUACGUUCAUCAUAUUUUGGUAUAUAACUGUCCGACCGCUACAGAUGCAGACGUUGACAAGGUAUAUGAAUGCUAUGAACAUCGACCUCGAAAUCUCCAGUGCAGUGAUGUGGUGAUUGCAUGGGCUAUUGGUGGUGUAGCAUUUGAUUUUCCAUCGAACGCUGGAUUCUCUUUCAUGACAUCCGGUGACCCACGGUACCUUGUAAUGGAAACUCACUUUAAUAAUCCAACAAUGAAGUCGGGUAUUGUUGAUAGUUCCGGUUUAAGGAUUACAGCUACGCACACAAUACGUCAGCAUGAUGCUGGAAUUUUGCAAGCAGGUGCUAUUGUUAAUAAACUUCAGUUUGUUCCUCCACAUGAGAAAGACUUUCUAUCACGACAUUCAUGUAGUCAAAAGUGUUUACAAGAGGCUUUGGUGACCCAACAAAACAGUAUGAAAGUUUUUGCAACACUUCUUCAUUCCCAUUUACUUGGAACAAGUAUUGUUGCUCAUCAUAUUCGUGGUGACGUAGAAUUAGAACCCUUGGCACAAGAUCUUUCUUAUGACUUUGACUACCAAGAUAAUAGAGUGUUUCCGAAGGAGAGAGAAAUUAAAUAUGGCGAUAGUUUAACCAUUGACUGCCAUUAUGAUUCAACAGGAAGAACUAAACCAACAUUGGGAGGAUUGUCAACUGCAGAAGAGAUGUGUUUAGCCUUUAUCUAUUACUAUCCAAAAACUGAAAUAAGCAACUGUCAAAGUAUGCCUUUGUAUGAUCAAAUCGGUUCAAACCCGUACCACAAUGUUGAUACAAUGUACAGUUGGAACUGGCAGAACCAAGAUGUGAAGAACAAAUUCAAAGAUGUUAUGAAUAAGACCAAUGUGUACCAUAAAUGUAAUAGUCACACGCAUCCAGAAAGCCCACAUUAUCAACAGAAUGUUUUCCGUGAUCCAGAACCUCGAGUUAAAUACACACCACCUCCUAGACAGUGCCCGGGGAGCCAAGGUAUUGCGAGAAGAGAAAUUACAAUGAAGCGCACAAUCUAUUUUGCAUUUCUUUAUUUGUUCGGGACAAGCAUAGGAAAACCAAAUGCUGCUACCCAUGACCAACAUGUGUCGCUCUCCAAACCGACGCCAACUGAAAUUUUCGGGAAUAGCUGGCAACUAGACAGUGACGGAAAUUAUUGGUUAUUUUGGAAAACUAAUAAAACACAUAUAACGUUUGAGACUCAUGUUAAGACUAAGGGAUAUGUUGGCUUUGGUCUAUCAUCUAAUGGUAAAAUGUUUCCAUCUGAUGUAGUUGUUGGCUGGGUUGACAGCAACGGAACGGCUCAUUUCAAGGAUUGUCAUACUGAUGGUCACUAUGCUCCUACCGUUGAUGUAAGCCAGGACUGGAUGCUUCUACAGGGACUCGAAGAUAACUUCGGAACAGUAUUAAAGUUUGUUAGGAAGUUAGAUACAUGUGAUGACAAAGACUACCAAAUCACAGAUAAUACUAUCAAGGUUAUUUAUUCGUACCACCCUGAUGAUCCUGCGUCGUUCGAUGCACUGCCAUGGCAUGGAGCAAACAGACGAGGAGCUAAAAGUUUAAUGUUGCUCUCGGCGGUCAAGGCAAAUGACUACCAAUUACCACCUGAUGCAGAACAUUUCGAUAUACUUCAUAACAAUUUUAAAGUUCCAGCCGAUACAGAUACUACAUACCAGUGUACAGUUUUUAAAGUGCCAGAAAAACCUUCCAAGCGCCACGUGAUUAGGUUUGAACCAAUAAUCACACGUGGUAAUGAAGAUGUGGUCCAUCACUUUGUGCUAUACAGUUGUCCCACUGCAACAGAUAACGAUGUAGGAUCUGUCUUUGACUGUUAUGGUGCCAAACCAAAGAAAUAUGAAAAAUGCAACGAUGUCAUGUUAGCAUGGGCAAUUGGUGGCGUUGGAUAUGACCUUCCUCAUAAUGCUGGGUUUUCAUUGAACUCACCUGGAGAUGCAAGAUAUCUACUUCUGGAAACACAUUUCACUAAUCCAACAUUAAAAUCAGGCAUCGUAGAUAGUUCAGGUUUCAGAAUAACAGUCACGCCAACAUUAAGACAGUAUGAUGCAGGAAUGCUUGAAAUUGGUGCAAUGGUUAACAACUUACAGUUUAUUCCCCCAUACGAAAAGGGAUUCGUAUCAAAAAGUCACUGUCACGAGGACUGCAUAAAAAUGGCUGUUGGUAAUCAGACAAACAGUUUAAAUGUGUUUGGUGUUCUUCUUCAUGCCCAUUUAUUGGGUGCCAAGUUGACAGCACGUCAUUUUCGAGGAGAUAGAGAACUUGAGCCAUUCUCGAAGGACGACAACUAUGAUUAUGAUUACCAAGAUUUUAGGGCCAUGAAACAAGAAAGAGAGAUCAAAUACGGCGACAGCCUUGCAAUGGACUGUACCUACGAUUCCUCGUCAAGAACCAAACCAACUGUUGGUGGUUUACCGACCACAUCGGAAAUGUGCUUGGCUUUCUUGUUCUACUAUCCGAAAGUGGAUGUUACAUUUUGUCUCAGUCAACCCAACUAUGAAAAACUAAGCAGCGUUCCUUGGCAUGCUGUACAACAACUCAAUACUUGGGACUGGAAAGAUAAAUCUGUUCGUGAUAACUUUAAUAGAAUCGUUGACAAUUCUACGUACAAUUAUAUCUGCUAUGGACAAGACAAAAGUGCUAAUAUACAUUAUAAACAAGGCAAUUUUCAUCUCCCUGAACCAGCGACAAAGUAUGCUCCGCCUCCAAGACAAUGUCCAAGUGGUCAUUGAUACUUUUAAAUUGUGUAAUAAAAUAAUAUACGAAA